This is a messenger RNA of Naegleria gruberi, 621 nucleotides long. RefSeq lists its product as uncharacterized. The transcript has a single exon. The record is from RefSeq and is a predicted model, not a curated record. The coding region runs from base 1 to 621 and encodes 206 amino acids. NCBI's taxonomy places the organism in Eukaryota, Heterolobosea, Eutetramitea, Acrasida, Naegleriidae.
AUGGAAGAACUGCUAGGUAUAGUCCAACAAAUUAAAUGUCUUACAGACAUAGAAUUAAAAGAAAUCAAUGAUUUAUUGAACAAGAACUUUAUUAGAACUCCAAAUUGUUUGAAAUCUGAAAGUGCUGAAAGUUUGGCUGAAAUUGGAAUUAAUAUUAGGGUUGCAAGAAUAAUCAUUGAUUGUUCCACAGCUCAUGCUUUACCAAAACAAGAUGUAGAACCAAAGGUCAAGAACAAAGAUGACAAGUUUAUCGAAAAAUUAGAGGCUUUGGUUGAAGACGAAGUGCAUUUUAAGGUUCAGUUUGAAUUACAAAAUCCCUUUGAAGUUUAUGAUCCCAUAUCAAAGACCAAUAUUAAGUUAGGUUCUCCGUAUAAGUUGUCUAAUGUGAAAUCCAAAUUAAAAAAUUAUAAGAAAUCAUCAGAAAAACAGAAAGUAUUUGAAAGAACGCAUUCUUUAAUUAGAAACUAUUUGGUGGACACUUAUGAGGAUUCCGCACCAUUUACAAUUACAAGAGAAUUGGUGGAAAAAGCUGAACAACAUGAAUCUGAAAAGAAAAAAAGAAAGAAGGAAGAACAAUUACAACAAGAAAAAGAAAAACGACAAAAAGGUACGAGUGAUUAA